GGAAACUGAAGACGGCGACCCCAUAGAGGUCAAAGGUCACAAUAACAUGGGAGACGAUCUGCUGGCCAAAUUUUGGAGCAAAUGGUUUGUAAUUCCGUCCGUGGCAGCGGCAGGACUGUGCGCUCUGCACUAUGUGUACUACCUGCUGGUACUGAGGGGCCGGUGGUGCCACAGUACCGCCCGACUGGACGGCAAGACUGUCGUCAUCACAGGUGCCAAUGCAGGUAUCGGCAGGGAGACGGCGCUGGAUCUCGCCCGUAGAGGCGGGCGGAUCAUCCUGGCCUGCCGCAGCCGCGAGCGCGGGGAGGAGGCCAGGCAGGACAUCAUCCGACAGACAAACAACCAGAACGUCGUGUUCCGCAAACUGGACCUGGCCAGUUUGGCCUCCGUACGGCAGUUCGCAGAGGAGAUGUACCGAGAAGAAGGGAGACUUGAUAUCCUGAUCAACAAUGCCGGCCUGUGCUGGCACUCUGACGAGAAGACUGCAGAAGGGUUUGACCUCCAGUUUGGAGUGAACCAUUUCGGCCACUUCCUCCUGACCAACCUCCUGCUGGACCUGCUGAAGAAGUCUGCCCCCUCCCGUAUCGUAGUGGUCUCUUCCAUGAUGCACACACAUGGGAAGCUGGACUUCACACCGACCAAUAAACACGGAGACAGAUACCCCAACCUGAAGUCGUACUGGCCAAGCAAGCUGGCCAACAUCCUGUUUGCAAGAGAGUUGUCUAGAAGACUGGAGGGCACAGGUGUAACAGUAAAUUCACUCCACCCCGGGGUGAUCUACACGGACCUGUGGGACAGUAUCAAGGCAGAUCAUGGGCUUGUCUGGGGAACCAUCAUGAAGGGAUUCUGCUGGGUCCUGAUGAAGAGUGCACGUGAGGGAGCCCAGACUACCAUCCACUGUGCUGUGGAGGAAACUCUACAGAAUGUCACUGGCAGGUACUUUGCAGACUGCAGCAUAGCGGAGGAGUCUGAAGAUGCAAGGGACGAUGGUCUAGCUAAGAAGUUGUGGGAAGUUAGCGCAGAGGUGACAGGAUUGGAGUAAACUCUGAACUAUAAUCUAUGAUUUGACUGUGUUUUCGUACUAUACGUUUGAAAAACAUUCUCAGCAAACUCAAAUAGACUACUGCAUAUAUAGGAGAUGAGGAGCACUGACUGGUUCCUCCUUUCCUUGGAAUAUCAACAAAGUUGAAGUGUCCUAACUGUUGCAGGAACUACAUGGGAAGAUAGGAUUGAUAAACCCCACUAGAUGCUACACACGAGUGCUACCAUCAUCUUUCAAUAUGCAAGAAUGCCCACUACUACUGAUAUGUGACCAUGUACGGGUCUAUCUACCUGUGUGAGUCCAUGGAUUGUGUUAGUCUGUUUUUUUGCUUUAUGCUUGAAUUGAAGAAGAACUGAAGAUAGAAACUGUAUACAUUUUGUUAAAAACAAAAAGACUUUCAGGUGAAGUUUUCUCAGAAAAGGCGUGGAAUGUCAUGCA
Molecule: messenger RNA, 1480 nt
Organism: Branchiostoma belcheri (Belcher's lancelet)
Lineage: Eukaryota; Metazoa; Chordata; Leptocardii; Amphioxiformes; Branchiostomatidae
Product: retinol dehydrogenase 13-like
Exons: 7
Coding region: 47-1042 (331 amino acids)
Source: RefSeq, a predicted model, not a curated record